Molecule: messenger RNA, 2573 nt
Organism: Mustela lutreola (European mink)
Lineage: Eukaryota; Metazoa; Chordata; Mammalia; Carnivora; Mustelidae
Gene: B3GNT4
Product: UDP-GlcNAc:betaGal beta-1,3-N-acetylglucosaminyltransferase 4
Exons: 2
Coding region: 1358-2431 (357 amino acids)
Cellular component (GO): membrane
Molecular function (GO): hexosyltransferase activity
Source: RefSeq, a predicted model, not a curated record
GGCCGGGGCCGGGGCUGGGGCUGCGCGCGUCUCCUCGCCGUCUCCGCUGCCUUCUCCCUGCCGUAAUCCAUCUCAGCCGCAGCGGGAGGAACCUUUCAGGCGCUGUGACUUCUGCCGCCGCCUGUGCUAAAUCCUCCAGCGGGUCCCUGCUGGGGUUACAGUAAACCCGAGCUGCCCCGCGCCCCUCGCCCUGGCCUUGAACGCCUGCCUUCCCAGGCCGGUGCUCCCCGUCCCUCCCCUCCCGGCGCUUCGGCCUCCUGCCCGCAGAGGCGGCUCCCCUCCCCCUCCUCCAGGAGCCUCGCUGAACGCCGCCCGCCACCCUUUCCCCGCGUCUCUGCGGUUGGGUCGCUUCGUUCAAAGCUUUCGGACCCACCACGGGCUGGAAUCCUCCCGUCGCGGAAGGCCCUCGCGCGGCUUUCAUGUCUCUGCACCGUCUGAAGUUCGGAUUGGUUUUGUUUUGGUUUCUCUCCUCCACGUCCCUGGCAGCUGGAAGAGAUGCUUUUGUCCCGGUGGCAGCAGGGUGACCGGGAUGGGGCGACUGCGGGUGGACUGGGUGGAAGCAGAGGCCUGUUGGACUAGGACCACGUGGCGGUGGAGGUGAAGGGAAGGGGCUGGAGGCCUGGCUUUGCCGCCCUUGAUCUUGGGCAGUGUCCCCCGCUAGCUUCCGCUUCUGGGCCUUCGCUCCGGACUGCGGGGUCCUUGCUGGGAGAAGCAGAGCUGCAAGAGGCGUGACUCGGGCCCGGCCACAGGGGAGCAGCCCGCACAGGCGUCCGGCUUUCCUACUUGCUUUCAUGCCCUUGUGUGCAAGGGGUUUGUUCUUAAACCCCCUCUUAAGUGACUCCUCCAAGAAACUGGUGGGAAAGAAGAAACUUCUUUCCAGAAGCUGCAGGAAGAAACUUGAGGCGGACGUGAAGGGUUUGUCCUGUGGUUGCCUUUCCCUGGAGGAGCAAACUCUGUAAGGGCCACGCCCGGGGCUGUCCUCUCUGGGAGACCCUGCGCAGGGCCUGCCACCAACGGAUCAGACCGCACACUUUUGGGGCAGGGCGAUGGUUUUAGAGUCCCUGAAUGUCGGGUUUUGUGCUUAGAAUGAAUCUGACUGGAAACUGAACUAGCUGUGUGUCGUUUUCACUGUAAGAUACUCGAGUUUUCUGGGAAAUGAGGAAAGUGCUCAUGGUGCCUCAGGUUUCUGGUGUUUUAUUUUUUUAAGUUAAUAUAAGUGAUCUUGACACCCAGUGUAGGGCCCGCACUCACCACCCCAAGAUCGAGUCCUAUGCGCUCUUCCGACUGAACCCACCGGGUGCCCCAGGGUGCCUCGGUUUCAAAGCAGCUGCAAGUCCUCUGGGGAGAAGGCCCUGCCAUGUCCCGCCGGCUGGGCUGGCCUGUCCUGUACUGCCUGGCGGCGCUGCUGCUCGGCUGCCUGCUCUUCCUGAAGAAGGAGGCCAAGCCGGUGGGGGGCUCCGCGGCCCGCCAGCCCUUCUGGGCUCCCGCAGGGCCCCGCCGCAGCCAGUGUCCCCCCAACCACACGGUGGCUAACGUCUCCCUGUCCUUGCCUAGCCGUCACCGCCUCUUCCUGACCUAUCGUCACUGCCGCAACUUCUCCAUCUUGCUGGAGCCUUCGCGCUGUGCCGAGGACACCUUCCUGCUCCUGGCCAUCAAGUCGCAGCCUGGCCACGUGGAGCGGCGCGCGGCCAUCCGCAGCACGUGGGGCCGCGUGGGGGACCAGGCUCGGGGCCAGCGGCUGAAGCUGGUGUUCCUCCUGGGGGUGGCGGGCCCUGCGCCCCCUGCCCAGCUGCUGGCCUACGAGAGUCGGGAGUUCGACGACAUCCUGCAGUGGGACUUUGCGGAGGACUUCUUCAACCUGACUCUCAAGGAGCUGCACCUGCAGCGCUGGGUGGCGGGUGCCUGUCCUCACGCCCACUUCAUGCUAAAGGGAGACGACGACGUCUUCGUCCAUGUCCCCAAUGUGCUGGAGUUCCUGGAUGGCUGGGACCCAGCCCGGGACCUCCUGGUGGGAGACGUGAUCCGCCAGGCGCUACCCAACAGGAACACCAAGGUCAAGUACUUCAUCCCCCCAUCCAUGUACCGGGCCCGCCACUACCCGCCCUACGCCGGGGGUGGGGGAUAUGUCAUGUCUAGAGCCACCGUGCGGCGCCUCCAAGCGGCCGUGGAAGAGGCCGAACUCUUCCCCAUCGACGACGUGUUCGUGGGUAUGUGCCUGAGGAAGCUGGGCGUGAGCCCCACGCACCACGCUGGCUUUAAGACAUUUGGAAUACGGCGGCCCCUGGACCCCCUAGACCCCUGCCUGUACCGAGGGCUCCUCCUGGUGCACCGCCUCAGCCCCCUGGAGAUGUGGACCAUGUGGGCGCUGGUGACAGAUGAGGGGCUCAGGUGUGCAGCGGCCCCCUUGCGUCCGCUCCGGGGGGCGGGCUGAGUGAGGAGAGCCCGCGCCGAUUCUCCCCUCAUGACGACAAACUGAGAACCGUGCCCCUUACCCUGAGAGUCUAUAGGAAAUGCUAACCCCGCUUUUGUACCCCCCCAACCUUGCUAACUCUGAUUAAAAACACCGAAACCUC